UCGAAAUGCUUGAAUUCAAGACGAUAAAGAAGAAAAUGUGGAUGCUUUCCCAUUAAUUUUGCUCCCCAAGUCUUAUUGCGUUCCUUUGGUGCGUAAUGGAAGGUAUGAGAAGAAGCACAAUAUGGGGACUUAGUGGAGGUAAAGAAGAGGAGCUCCGUCGUCGAAGGUUGUUCUUUUGGCCUACUCCAACAAAUCGCCCACCGGGUUCGGUGUUGUUCUCGUUUGGUUUUCUUGGCUCUGGUUGAGCUAGAAAAAUGGAUUCGUUCUCCUGGAACUCAUGCGAUGCUUAUGCGACCGAUUGUCCGAGAUUGUUCGAUAGGUUCUCACAGUCACAGAACACUGAUUUGCGAACCUUGAUUGGUGGAGGUGGGUCGUCUUCGUUGGUUUUGGACAGUGAGAAAGGAGAGCUUGUAAAGGCUCCAGCUAGAUUAGGACAGAAGACUAUACCUGAAACAAAGGCUAUUGCGGCUUUGAAGAGCCACAGCGAAGCAGAAAGAAGGCGUAGAGAGAGGAUUAAUGCUCAUCUCGCUACGCUCCGGAAGCUUGUUCCCUGUACAGAGAAGAUGGACAAGGCUGCAUUGCUUGCAGAAGUAAUCAGUAAUGUUAAGGAGCUGAAGCGAAAUGCCAUUGAAGCUAGUAAGGGUUUUAUCAUCCCAAUGGACGUCAAUGAGGUGAGAGUUGAACCUCAUGAAGAUGGAUCAUCAGGAGGCCCUUUUUCUAUCAGGGCAACUCUAUGUUGUGAUCAUCGUCCGAAGCUGUUCUCUGAUCUGAGACAGGCACUUGAGGCUCUCCAUCUGAAGACUAUGAGGGCGGAGAUCUCGACCUUGGGAAGCAGAGUGAAGAAUGUCUUUGUAAUGACUAGCCGAAUAGAAGGGAGUGCUGACAAUACUGAAGUGCGGCACUUCCUUGCAAGUUCUGUUCGGCAGGCCCUGAGGAAUGUCCUUGACAGGGCUUCUGCUGCCUCACCAGAAUUCUCACCAGGUAUUACGCUUCCAAACAAGAGGCGGAGGCUUUCACUUGAUGAUUCUUUAACCUCAUGUUCAUGAGAGCUGAGCUCUUAGUAAGAAUUGUAGUCCU
Molecule: messenger RNA, 1077 nt
Organism: Telopea speciosissima
Lineage: Eukaryota; Viridiplantae; Streptophyta; Magnoliopsida; Proteales; Proteaceae
Product: transcription factor bHLH30-like
Exons: 2
Coding region: 255-1046 (263 amino acids)
Biological process (GO): regulation of DNA-templated transcription
Molecular function (GO): protein dimerization activity; DNA-binding transcription factor activity
Source: RefSeq, a predicted model, not a curated record